Messenger RNA from Larimichthys crocea (large yellow croaker), 1820 nucleotides. RefSeq names its product cysteine-rich venom protein. The coding region runs from base 301 to 1017 and encodes 238 amino acids. The record is from RefSeq and is a predicted model, not a curated record. The transcript is spliced from 9 exons. Gene Ontology annotation, cellular component: extracellular region. Lineage: Eukaryota; Metazoa; Chordata; Actinopteri; Sciaenidae.
CAGUACCUUUGAAUUCUAUACUGCGCAAACGUCAGUCAACAUAUCAAGAAGUCACUACACCCUAUGGAUUAACAAUGCCUUAUUUACCCUGCAAUGUGAUAGAUUCAUAUUUUUGUUCAGUGUCCAUUGUGGAGAGCCCUGAAUACUGCAGCAUCAUCGGUAUCUGGAGAGGUAUGUGCUACAUUAAAGACGAUACUUGGGCAACUGGGCUGGAUCUAUAAAAAGAAGCAGACCAGUGUGCCAGCUCACCUGCACCUCCUGAAGUAGCAGCAGAAGGUAUUUACCUGUCCGUCAAGGAAAAUGUUUGCACUCCUGGUGUGCGCAUUGGCACUGCAUCAAGUGCAAGCUGCCUGUGUUUUGCAAGGAGACAUCUGUCCAAAAAACACAGUGGUUCAGGCUGAGAUAAUUGAUGUGCACAAUGCCUUAAGGAGAGCGGUUCAGCCUUCUGCUUCUGACAUGCUGAGAAUGAACUAUUCUGAAGAGGUAGCAGUCAGUGCUCAGGCCUGGGUUGACAAAUGUAUUCUGAGUCAUGGAGCACCCAGCACCCGCAUGCUCGAUGGAUAUGAAUUGGGCGAGAAUCUGUUCUAUUCAAAUUCACCUAAAUCAUGGACGGACGUCAUCAACGCCUGGAACAGUGAGGGGUCUUACUUUAUAUAUCCCAAUGGCUCCACCAACGGAAAAGCUGUUGGUCACUACACACAGCUCGUGUGGAAUAGCUCCUACAGAGUUGGCUGUGGAGUGACACUGUGCCCUAACGACGUCUAUUUCUACGGCUGCCAUUAUUACAGAGCAGGAAACUUCAAGGGAUGGAUACCUUACAAGGCCGGACCUCCAUGUGCUUCAUGUCCCAAUGCUUGUGAAGAUAAACUCUGCACCAACCCCUGUUCUUACAUAAACAGAUUCCUCAACUGUCCAAGCUUGGUGAGGGCGUAUGGAUGCGACAAUCACCUUGUGAGUGGCUGGUGUCCUGCUUCAUGCCGGUGCCCUGAUAAGAUCAUACCAAUAUACAAAAGAUAAGCUCCUGAGUCUGCGACUUAAACUCAGACUAUUUACAGUUUUGUUGGUUCUCAGUCUGUGAAGGAAGCUACUGUAACGUUGAUCAAUUUCCUGUAAGCUUUGAUGGUAUUCCCAUGACACACGUGUCAGGAAACAUCUGGUUUAGUAAUGUUUGCCUUUGUUUUGGGGAGUCUUUUUUUUAAAGCAUUCACCUCUAAUCAAAACCUCUUGCUACACUUAAUCAGAGAUUUGAGAACUGCCGCAUGCACGUCAUGUUGGAUUUCACUUAUCCUGCAGGAUAGUGCAGCAUGGCGUGUAUUUAUGGGGACUAUCUCCCACCCAGCAUUAUGAAUUGCAGAAAUGUGUCAGUACAAUCAAUAAAUCAACAUAAGCUCAAUCUCAAGACAGUAUAAAUCAAAAACAUUAAUUCUACACAUGGCGAUGGUGUGCUGUUUUGUUAUGAUUGAUAAGUGUUAAACAUUUCAAUGCUUUAGGUGGGGAGUUUGAUGUAAUUUGGCCCUCCAUGUGACAUGAGAGUGACACAUGUUGGCGUACAAAUACAUUUAUUUUUAUAAGUAACCUUUUCAUUAUUACUGAAAUAAAGAAAGGUUUCACUUUACAUAUAUGGAGUGUAUAAUACUCAACUCUCAGAUGUAUAUUCUACAUUAAAACUUGAAUCAAAAAAUGUUAUAUGUCAUUGUUUUAGUCAAUCUGUAUGGUGAAGUGUGAGCGUUUAUCGGAGAUAGAGAGUGUAUUCUUAUAUGAAGGUGUUCUUUGAGGAGUUUAAUCUAGGGCAGCUGGACUUGGCCAUAGAUCCGUGAAGA